AUGGCGUUGGUUGAUUCUAAUUAUUGUUUCCUGACAGUGGAUGUAGGUGCAUAUGGUCGAGAAGGAGAUAGCAAUAUAUUUAAAAGAUCUCCCCUGGGACAAUUACACAACAAUAAAUUGAAUGUACCCGGAGUUAAGAAGCUACCAAACGAAGACUACGGUCAAGAACAACCAUUCGUAAUUGUUGGUGAUGAAGCGUUUGGUCUAAACCAAAACCUAUUGAGGCUGUGUCCUAGAAAAACUUGGAUGUCCAGAAAAAAGUUUUUAAUUUGUGACUGUCAAGAGCUAGGCGUUUUGUGGAAUGCGCAUUUGGGAUACUAUCCAAUAAAUGGAGGAUGUUUCAUACCAAUUUACUAG
Messenger RNA from Macrosiphum euphorbiae (potato aphid), 357 nucleotides. The record is from the annotation of a GenBank genome assembly. Lineage: Eukaryota; Metazoa; Arthropoda; Insecta; Hemiptera; Aphididae.